AUGCCACGCGCACCCAGCUACGCCAGACCCACAGCAUCUUCCCAAGCAAAACAAACCCCCGAGAGCAAGAUUCCCGUCAGAAAAUCAAAAACGAUAUCCCAUUCCCGCCGGCCCUCGGUCGUACCUAGAUCCUCACGAGCAAAUACGCGGUCAUCAUGGGAAGAGGAAGAAGAAGAAGAAGAAGAAGAAGAAGAUGAAGAUGACGAGAGAGAGAUGAAGCUUCACCAGCAAGAGUUCUUGACGAAAAAGCUUCAGAGAGAAAAAGAGAAGCAGGAGAGACUCCGUCAGAAGGAGCUACAGGUAAAAAAGGCGAGAGCAGAAGAAGAAGCUAACCGCAACCUAGAAAGAAAAAUGCUCCAAGGAAAAUGUCACCACAAUAGCCUCGACUGUGACACCGAUUCGGACAACGAAACUUUCGUUACAGCCAGUGAAGGGUACAGAACAGCGCCAGAAUAUCGAACCUUCGACUCAGAAGACGAGAUAGUCCGAGAGAGAAAGGCUUUGAGGGAUAGCACUGCACUUUGCGAUGCGUGGGAGCCGAAUAUAGAGCGACUGAAAAAGGUUCGAGAUGAGAAUGAGCGGUUGGAGAGUGAACGUGUUGGAUGGGAACAGGAGGUGGCGAUGAGGGAUCGAUUGGCUGAGAUUGGGGAGUUGAUUGAGGUGGAUUAUUUGGGACGUAAGCUUUAG
Penicillium argentinense is the source of this 687-nucleotide messenger RNA. RefSeq lists its product as uncharacterized. The record is from RefSeq and is a predicted model, not a curated record. NCBI's taxonomy places the organism in Eukaryota, Fungi, Ascomycota, Eurotiomycetes, Eurotiales, Aspergillaceae. The transcript has a single exon. The coding region runs from base 1 to 687 and encodes 228 amino acids.